UGGUUUAGGAGGAGCUGAGGAAGCCACAUCUGUUGGAGUAAACAAAACCUUUUUUGACAUACCGGAACUGUCCUGCGUUUCCCAAGGACAACCGCAGCUAAACUUGAAUGUUUUUCAACCUUUACGCGAUAUCAACGGCUAAACUUUUCAAAAGGAGGUUUCUAAACACAGCUGUUGUUUGUCACUAUAGAUGUGCGUUUCCUGAUUCAUCUUAUUAUCGCAAACUCGUACAUCGACCUACCGCUCCUUUAGCUGGCUUUCAUUUUGUUGCUGUUGAACUCUGCCCUUCAUUAUGAACCACGUUUCAUUAUAGGUGCAUGCUUGGCCAUGUUGUUCCACCUGUUCAUACUCCUUCAACUCCUGUCAUGUGGAGAUCUGGCCUGUAUGAGGAGGCUACUGUCCAACAAUGAAGACAAGGAAGUGUUUGUAGAUGAAGGAAACGCAAACUCGUUCCUAGGUCGCCAUCUGCUGUUCAACCGGUUUGACUUUGAGAUUUUCGUUCCUGGAGAUCUGGAAAGGGAGUGUAAGGAAGAAGUCUGCAAUUAUGAAGAAGCAAGGGAGAUCUUUGAAAACAUCCCAGAUACAGAUGCAUUUUGGAAGCAAUACACUGAAGAUAAGAACAAGCAUCCUUCACGGGUGGAUGUUACAUCUCUUUUGGUCGGACUGAUUGCUGGUGGAGUGGCUCUUGUUAUCAUUUGCCUCCUGGUCUGGUAUUUCUGUCAUGGCAAAUGCAAGAACAACUUCAGCCGUGCAAACUCCAUUCGGGUGCGAUCCAGGAGGAGUAAUGCUUCUCUAAUAAUACGACGGCUUGAGGAGGUUUCUUUGCAACCAGUCCACCCACAUAUACCCCCACCCCCUAUGGAUGAAAUAGACCCCCCGGGAUUGCCUUCCUAUGAGCAGGCAAUUGCAAAAAGUGGACCACAUGACGCCCCACCUCCUCCAUAUCCCGGCUCACGACCUGGAAGUAUUCGGCGGUAGUAUCUUCAGGACAACAUCUCCCAAAUGUCUAUCAACAUUAAACACACAAUUUACAAAUAACUUUUAUACAGUGAUUCUCUGCUUGGCAGUUUAGAAUGUUUAUCAUCAACAUAUUGAAAACACCUCCUUCUGUUUAUUCCUCUGAUUAUUUUUGUUAUUCAUAGAUUUCUAAUCUUUCUGGUUUGAUGGCUUAAUUUUUUCUCAUCAGUUAAAUCCCCCUUUGUUAACAUCCUUGUGCCAAAGCGUAGUUUUGAGGUAACGUCUACAAACUAUAUUCCCAAGUCUGAUUAUUGUUUGUAAUAUAACACCUGUCCGCUGUUUUUUAUUUAAAUGUAAAUGAAGAAUCAAUAAUGUAUUAGACAAGAGCGAUUUCAGUUGCUGGAGUACUAAGGCCCUUAAGGAGCAGUUUCUUUAGACACAGCAUGCACAGAAGGCCCGAGAGCAGGAUUAGAAAUCUUCUUAAUUACAAGAUAAGUAUUAAUUGCAGUUAAAGAGAGACGGACUGAUUUGUUUAAUCCAUUAGCUUCCUGUCUCCUAAAGAAGGAAGACAAAUAAUUACAGCAACACUGAUUUCAAUGGCACCAUGGUAUGACUUAUCAUUCUGCCAUACAGAAAAGGCUUUUAAGGAUAGUACGGUAGUAAGUAGUAAUAAUUGUUUUAUUUUGAAAGUGAUUUUGUUGUUGGUUUAUUCGUUUGUAUUGUGUCAGGAAUUUAUGUAUUUGUCAUCAACUAAUGAGGAUGUUCUUCUGAUAUGUGAAGUCAUGUUUACUUUAAAUAUAUAUAUAUUGUGGUCGAUUAUACCAUGUAAAAUAAAUUGGUGGGAAGAAAUGUUUACAAUAUUUAAUAUUUACGCAUUAUACAUUUCUGCAAGAAGAUAAUAGCUUUUAUUAUAUGAAAUAUAAAACAUGUCAACAGUUGGGAUGUAGCCCAACAGUUUGUCCUACAUCUCACUUCAAUGAUAUUUUUGAAGGAGCAAUUUGACAUGCCUGGUGGAUGCUGCUGCUGUUUUCUCAUCAGAUGAUGGAGAAAAGCAAGGUUUUAGAAGAUAUAAUGUCCUUGUUAAUUGUCAAAGUUGAAUCAUGACCUUGUGGGAAGUUAUUGAGGAGUAAUUUUGUUGAAGCUUCUUUUAUAGGAUUUUAUAAAUAAA
Messenger RNA from Notothenia coriiceps (black rockcod), 2125 nucleotides. It is a transcript of the gene prrg4, whose product is annotated as proline rich Gla (G-carboxyglutamic acid) 4 (transmembrane). The transcript has 7 exons. Gene Ontology annotation, molecular function: calcium ion binding. The record is from RefSeq and is a predicted model, not a curated record. Lineage: Eukaryota; Metazoa; Chordata; Actinopteri; Perciformes; Nototheniidae. Bases 328 to 978 code for a protein of 216 amino acids. Gene Ontology annotation, cellular component: plasma membrane; extracellular region.